AUGUGGAUGUGUGGCAAUCACAAGUGCACCACAACAGACCCUUCGUCUUCUCCCAGUAUGGUCCCAACUCUGAACCCCAGUUUUUCCCCCACUGCCCUCCCCAGCAGCAACCCAUCAAAAAGCCAUCCUUGGCCCUUCACCAGUCCAAGCCUUAGUCCAUCUACCGCACCAAGUGUCACCCCCACUGCCCUCCCUAGCGGCAGUCCAUCAAAAAGUCCAUCAUUUGGCCCUUCACCAAUCCCAAGCCACAGUCCAUCUUCUCUACCCAGUAUUGCCCCAAGUAGCAGUCCAUCAACAGCUCCAUCCUCUACACCAACAGCACCAACAGCAGCUCCUACAACCACAGAGUCUUGCUUGUUUGAAUGCUGUCAAGAAUUCCCGGAACAUGAAGGUUCCUGCAUCCAUGAAUGCUCCCAGUACACCUCCUUUUCCUUCAUUCCUGUUCCACUUGAGUCAUGCAUUCAAAGCUGUGGUUGUGAGCAGACCAUUCUCAGUCCUGCCCAGGCGCCAACUUCAGCACCAACAACUAUAUCAAAUUGCUUGACCAGUUGUUACUUUGACAAUUUUCCACCAGAAUUCAAUGGAUUCUUCAUCUCUGAGUGUUCUGAGUACAUUGCGGAGAACUUUUUUGAUGAGCCUCUGACAAGUUGCUUUGAAGAUAGAUGUGGAUGUGUGGCAAUCACAAGUGCACCAACAACAGACCCUUCGUCUGCUCCCACUUUGGCUCCAUCCGGAAACCCAACUGUUGCUCCAUCAGAUUCACCAACCCAAGCGCCAUCCAAGAGCCCCACUACUCCUCCAACAACGUCCCCAAGUCUUUCUCCAAGCAAUUCACCAACAAAGAACCCCACUUCUCCUCCAACUGAUGCGCCGACUCAGACACCCACUAAUGACCCAAGCAGUGCCCCCACCAAAGCCCCCACCAAUGCUCCCACUCAGACACCCACCCGAGCUCCAACUGAGCCACCCACGCCACCCCCAACAGAAGUGCCCUCUCCAAGUCCAACUUCUGAGUUGACGUUCGAGGGUUCAGAUUUUCUAGCCUGAGAUCAUUCAAGUUUGUAAAUGUAUAGAUAUAGAAGCCUAAGCAAUAGACAUUCCUAUAAGACAGUUAAUUAAUGUUUCCACAUACAUGUAAAUCAAAGCAAGCCACAGCAAUACUCGUACACAUU
Seminavis robusta is the source of this 1172-nucleotide messenger RNA. The record is from the annotation of a GenBank genome assembly. NCBI's taxonomy places the organism in Eukaryota, Bacillariophyta, Bacillariophyceae, Naviculales, Naviculaceae.